Molecule: messenger RNA, 2913 nt
Organism: Pneumocystis jirovecii RU7
Lineage: Eukaryota; Fungi; Ascomycota; Pneumocystomycetes; Pneumocystales; Pneumocystaceae
Exons: 14
Coding region: 1-2913 (970 amino acids)
Biological process (GO): protein deubiquitination
Molecular function (GO): cysteine-type deubiquitinase activity
Source: RefSeq, a predicted model, not a curated record
AUGGUGAUUGAGAAAGAACAAAAGAUAGGAGAUACUUUAGAAGCAUUGAAAAAAAAAGCAGAAAUUUUUGAAAAAGAUACGAAUUAUCCAAUAAAACUGUGGAUAUCUACAGCAAAAAAACUCCAAGAUCAGUGGAAAAAGGCAUAUAAGUUUGAGACAGAAGGAAAUCUCGAAAUGGCAUAUGUAAAUUAUUUGAAAGGGUCUUCAAUUGUUGUUGAAGUCAUUCCUAAUCAUAAAGAUUACACAACGUUUAAGAAUCAAAGCGGACCUAUUCUAAAGAAAUAUCAUGAGCUUAAGAAAGAAACAUCUUUGUCACUUUUUAAAUGCCAGGAAAUUUAUCAGACUUUGAAAAUGAGAGAUAUUGAGAAAAAACAGAUAUUAGACGAGUCAAACAAUAUAGCAUAUACAAAAGAUACUUUUUCAGUGCCAUAUGAUGAAACGAAUUCUGAUAAAUUGACAUGGAAAGAGUCUAGUUCUACUUUAAAUCGUAACUUUUUCUUAAAUAAAGAAACUGAUUCUAUAAAAAGUGAUUCUUUCGAAAUAUCUGGUAUUGAACAUGUACAAAAUGUAGACACUCCUAAAACACCUUUUAAAUCAUUGGAUUGUGUUUCUUCUCCUAAUCUUUGUUUUGGCACUGUGAAUUUAUCAUCAUCUUUUAAUAUUAAUAAAGAGAUUAAAAGGUUUACAUCAAAUCAAGCAUUGAGAAGUUUAAAUGAAAAAUUAGUUUUACCAGAUCAAACAAAUUUAUCGUCAUGGUUUUCUUUUAUUGAACCAGAAACAUUAUAUAAAAGUAUUAUUUGCAAAGAUAAUAAAUCAGAAAUUUUAUUCUUAGAUAUCAGACCAAGAAAUGAAUUUAAAAAACUUAGGAUUGCUUCUGAAAAUGUAGUUUGCAUUGAACCUAUUAUUUUAACCUUAGAAGAAAAUAUAUCAGGUGAUCAAUUAGAAGAUUCUUUAAUUAUUUCUCCAUUAUCUGAGCAAAAAAUGUUUUCUGAUAGGCAUAAAUUUGAUCAUGUUGUUUAUUAUGAUUGGGAUAGUAGAAAUGAUAAUCUAAAUGGAAAUAUUUUUCAAAAAGAAAAAGCGCGUAUAUUAUAUAAUUUAAACAAUGCUAUAUUUAAUUUUGGAAGAUUUAAAAAGCCAUUAAAACAUGCACCUGUUUUACUUUCUGGAGGUCUUAAAGCAUGGAUUAGUUUUAUAAAAAAGAACGAUCUUUUCAGUGAUUUUAUAAAAGGUACUGACAUUGAUAACAAAGAAUCUUUAGGAAAAAAUCUAUUAUCUUUUGAGCAAAAAUCGAACCAAUUGUCUAUAAAACCAAAUAUUGAUUAUUCUAAAUUAUAUAUAUCAUCUGUAGAACAUUCUUUAUACAUUAGUCAACCAGAAUCUGAAAAGAAAUAUAUAGAUACUCCGCAGAAAAUGAUAAUGUCUAUGAAUGAAUUUGAGUCAUUAUUUAAAAAUAAUACAAAUCAAACAAAUAAAACAAAAGAUGUUCCAAUUACAUUAAAUAGUAAUCUACAAUCAGAAUUUCGUAUGGAAUGUUCUUCACAGAAUAGCUUGUCUCAGCAAUUAAAGUCUACACCUUGUUUUGAAACAAAAAAUAAUUAUAAUACUUUAGGAUCAUAUAAUGAUUUAAAUACAUUUAAAUCAUUGUUUCAGGAAAUAACACCAAGUAACUCUAACAAUUUUCUUAAAAAAAAUAUUCCAUCUAAUAAUCCUUUUUGUGAAUUUACAAAAGUCAAAAAUGAUAACUGUAGAUUUAAAGAACUUAUAUUAUCUAAUAUGAAUACUAUUAACUUAAGAACUCAAAAUAUUAUAUCUCAAAACUAUAAUACAGAACAGUUUCGUGUUUGUGAGACCAUAGGGACUACAGGAUUAACAAAUUUGGGAAAUACAUGUUAUAUGAAUGCUAUUAUCCAAUGUUUAAGCAAUACUAUUCCUUUCGCGAGAUAUUAUAGAGAUGGAAGUUAUAAAAAACACAUUAAUUUUGAUAAUCCUUUAGGAUAUAAAGGGGAACUUGCUCAAACAUUUGCACAAUUAAUUUCAUAUCUUUGGGAUAAUGAACAUACAUAUGUAUCGCCACUUUUUUUUAAGAAUGUUAUUGGACGUCUUAAAGAGCAAUUUCGGAAUAAUGACCAGCAGGACUCUCAGGAAUUUUUAGCUUUUCUUUUAGAUGGUCUUCAUGAAGAAUUAAAUACUGCAGCUGGACGAUUAAAACCAAGAGAAUUGACCGUAGAAGAAAAGUUGAAAAUAGAAAGUAUGCCGGAUCAAAUUGCUUCAAACAUAGAGUGGCAAAGAUAUACUCAUUUAAAUAAUAGCAUUGUAGUUUCUCUUUUUCAAGGACAAUUACAAAGCAGAUUAAAAUGUUUAACAUGCAGUUUCCAGUCUACUACAUAUAAUCCUUUUACAUAUCUUUCAUUGCCAAUACCUUUUACACAGGCUAAAACUUCAACGUUAUAUGAAUGCCUUCAAUUUUUUGUCCAAAAAGAAUAUCUUAAAGAUAAAGAACAAUGGUAUUGUUCAAAAUGCAAAAAACCAAGAGAUGCUACUAAAACUUUAACUAUAUCUAAAAUUCCAGAAAUACUUUUGAUUCAUCUUAAAAGAUUUCGAACAUGUGGGCAUUGGAAGGAUAAAAUUGAUACUAAAGUUGAUUUUUUAAUUAAUAAUCUUGAUCUUACCGAUUUUUUACUUAAGAGUGAACUUUUUACAGAUUCAUCUAAUCAUGAAAAAUAUCUUUAUCAUUUAUAUGCUGUUACAAAUCAUUAUGGGAAUUUAGAUGGGGGUCACUAUACUGCUGUUAUAAAAAAUGGUUUUACGAAUUCCUGGAAUUUAUUUGAUGAUCGUCGAGUUGUUUUUUGUAAUGAAAGUGAUGUUGUUGUAAUUAACUUUCCAUUAAGUCAACAAUAUAUUGAGAAUUACUGA